This is a messenger RNA of Encephalitozoon cuniculi GB-M1, 1317 nucleotides long. RefSeq lists its product as uncharacterized. Lineage: Eukaryota; Fungi; Microsporidia; Unikaryonidae. The transcript has a single exon. The record is from RefSeq and is marked provisional. The coding region runs from base 1 to 1317 and encodes 438 amino acids.
AUGAUUCCUGUAAGAGUCAGAGUCUUCAAGGGCACGAAUGAUAAGUGGGAGGACAUGUGCAUAGGAAUGGUCUUCCGUAUUCGACGGGGCAGCAUCUUUAUCGAAGACGAUGUGUCUGGAAGGCCCUUUGAGAUAUCUUUUGAAGAGAAGCAGUGCGGGAAGUCGAAGGAGAAUGUUGUAAUUGUAUACAACGAUCUUGAGGAGCAUGCCAUAUGCUUUGAAGCUGAAGAGAUCCGGGAUGAGUUCCUCGAGUUUGUGGAGAAAGACCUCUGGAGCCAAAGUGACCUGGAUGUAAGAGAGGAGUGCACAGCCUCUGGACGGGAAACGAAUCUCUUUGCCAGUCUUUUCAGGAUCAGUAGAUACAUGGAUGCCUCUAUAUUUGGGAGGAUGCUCGAGAGCAGGGAUGGGGUGCUGCAGCUCCUGAGAAUGGAGAAUUUUCAUCUGUUCAGAAUGCUACUAGAGAAUGGAGAGAGGGUCUUCAGACUGUUUGGAGUUGCUUCUAAGAACAAGAUUACACCGCAUGGAUUCUACGCAGAAGUCAUAGCAAGGAACCUCGAUGGCCCGGCAGUAAGGACUUACGAGGACUUUCUUAUUGCAAUGGGCAAACAGGAGCUGGCAAGAAGCGAAAGCAAGGUAGCUGGGAUGUCCAACGAAGAGAUAAGAGACUUUCUCAGGAAAUGUGGGAGCAGCAGUUAUAAGGUGGGAAGAGUAGAGAUGUAUCUAGAGAGGAUCUACAAGGACGAUGUAUAUUUCUUUGAGAUGUUCUACUACCUCUGUCUGAUAUUCAAGGAAAGAAUGUCAGAAGCUGUCGACAUUGGAUACAUUGUAUGCAGAAUCAGGGGUCUAACCAACGAAAAGUACUUCAGCGACGAUUUUCUUUAUGCUCUUGAAGGACUGUAUAUCUUGCUGGAUGUGUGCAAGCCUGAGCAGCUGGAUGUGUUCUAUAUGGAGAUUUCCAGUCUCUUUGACAAUCUGGAAUGGUAUCCUGACCUGCAGAAUUUUUUGGUGUACCUGUUUGGCAAUCACGGGUUCAGAACAAGAGAGUUUCUAAUCAACACAGGACUGAUGAAGAGGAUAUUUCUAUCGGGCUGCGGCGGCGGGAUGGGUGAGGUCUUCCUCUCCAAGAUGCUGCUCCAGGUUGUAUCCUGCGGAAGCAGGUUUAUGCACAGGUACUUCAUAAAAAACGAUUUAUUCAGGAACAUUGCUGAGAUGUACAGAGAAAGGAGGAAAGACGCUGUAUAUUCCAUAUUCCUACAGGCCUGCUCUCAUGCAGACAGCGACAUGAAAACGUAUCUCGAUAGACACCUGCAGAACUAA